UCUGGCGGUCUAUUUGAAUUUACGGCAAAACGCGCUACUGAUGGUAUUACCCAAAAGAAGUUGGCCGUCUGGAUAAAGUCGUGCAUAUUUGGAUAUCUGUUGAACACACCUACUCGCUAGCUUGUUGCGAAAGUGUCGGAAACUUCCAGUGAAAUGAAACUUAAGGGUGUUAGCAGUUCUUCUCGAAGUCAACAGGCUGCCUUAAGGGAGAUCGGAAAUAAUUCAAAUGGUGUAAAGACAAGGAAGACUGACCCGACUUCACAAAGUUCCCUUUUCAGUGUAGAUGAGAAAGCUACUUCGAAGUUACAUCAACUGAUAAACUUCUCCUUGAUCUCGAAGUCCUUAAACUUAAGCCCUAUUCACUGGAAAUCCGUACCACAAUUACAUGGGAUCAAGCGCAAGCAUAACUCUGCUGUUUGUGGUGUUAUCAUAAAGAAGAGAAAGAGGAAUAGGAAGAUUGUCAAAGCUUCCCCGUCUGAAGAUACAUCAUUGGACAAAAAUAAAGAGGAAAAUAAGCUAAUCAAGUAUGCUGAAGCAAACGAAGUUCUGGAUCAACCUAAUAUACUUCAAAAUCUUGAAUCGAAAGGAGACAGUUGUCAGCCUCAAAUCGCGACAGAUGGCAAUUUAUCUGAGGAUUCAUGCACUACUGCUGCAGUCGGAAAGCGCCAGCGUCGUCUUACUGCCAAGGCUGCGGAAGCAAUGGCGGCGGAAACCUUAAGAAAGAAGCGUAGGACCCCAGUAGCAGGUUCGUAUGGCAAAGGAAAGGUGUUUUCAGAUGACGAACAACUAGGAUCAGAGAAUGAAAACAAAGCUGUAGGUGUGUCUAAAACAGUCACCAAAGUUGCUGCUACCAGUCCUAAAAAGUUAUUUGGUUUAAUUAGAAAAAGUUCACGAGAUCAUACUACACCGUUGCCAGACAAAGGUAAAUCUGGGCUAGACACAGAAAAUAAGCGUUUGGAUACUACUACAAGUGAAAUUUUACCUUCAUCUACACCUAUAGGAGAGGAAUAUAAUUCCUUGUCAGAAACUUGUAGCAACGUAACGCCGAUCCUGCCUGCCUCGCUAUCUAUCCUAGAUGAUAGUGAAACAAUCAAUGGUACUAAAGACGGAAGUCUUAGUGACACUGCAAUUGCAGAAGUAAUUGCCGAAGUUAAACCUUUAUCUGAUGAACAUGGUGACCGGAAAGAUAGUCAUCCAGGUGAUAUUCUUCAAAACCAUCUAGAAAAUAAACCUGUCCCAGUUCUUGAUGCAGAUCUAAAUCAGAACCAGGAGGUAUCGAGAGUAACUGAUAGGUCAUUUAGUGCCUCAAAGGAAUCAGAAGUCGGGAUUUCAAAUGAGGUUUCCGAUGAGUUAAGCAAUAAAGCAUUACAGGCCUCUGAAGAAUCACUGAUUCAGAAGGAUACUAUUGGUGAUACGAAGGAAUUUAAAAAUAAUGCCCAUAACGAUCAGCAGCAGCCUGAGAUGAAUAGUGAAACACAAGAGAAUACCGUGACCAGUUCAAUGGACGACUCUGCAAGCACACCACCAAUGAGAUCUGACGUUCAGAGUCCACCUGCUACCAAGGCAAGCAAAUCUAAGGCACAGAAGCGUAGUCCAUCCCCUGCAGAUGCUGCUGUUAUGCGAAGUAAACGUCGUCUGAAAGUCAACCAUCGUUUUAUAGAUGAUUAUGACGGCUACUUAGGUUUCAUGAGUGGUGGGCGUCGAAGUAGAGCGUCUUCUGAAGUAAGUAAUGGUUCCGAGGAAAGUAGUAGUCAAAAAUUGGAGCAAUCUGCUCGACAUUCACAAAGAGCUACGAAAUCUCGCUUGCUUUCUUGGUAUGAUAAAAAGCACUCAAAUGAAAAAGUGAAGAAAACCAAUUUGCUUGAAAAUUCAACUAAAUCUUCCUCUAAAGGAUACAAAUCAAAUGAUGAUCAUCAUGAUAACAGGCAAGAAGAAAAGUGCAGUAAUAGAUCGGUAACAGGCCUUAAGCCACGUGUCAAACAGGUCAGCCGGCUCUCUCUAAAUCGUGAAGACAGUCGUUACUCUUCAACUUUAUCUGCAAUGGUACACGCUGCUCGAUUGGCGGCGAUUGGCGCCAAAGUUCCCGGAGGUGUUAGUCCAGUACAUGCUGCUUUAGCUGCUUCCACUGCUUAUUCGAAUAGGAUGAAAGACAAGCAUCCUGACUCUCGUGUUAAUGGUCAAGGUGGAGUACCACAAGGUUCACUCUAUCCUACAAAACUUGGCGGUACCAGUCAAAAUACAGCUCACUUACCAAAGCGAUGUGGACAGUGCGAUGCCUGUUUGGGUCUUACACAACCCUGUGGAAAAUGUAAUGACUGUCGAUUGGUGAGUAGUAAUGAUCCACGAGGUAGACCCUGCAAGGAGCUGAUAUGCUUUAGACGUCGUGCUGCUGCUGCCGCCGCCGCUGCUUCCGCCACAGAGGUGGGUCUAAAGUCAGGUCCAAGGGUUAAAUUCCCGUCGAACCAUUCAUCACCAAGUCCCAAUACCAAUUUGCCUAUAUGUGGAUAUAAAGGCGCCUUAUCAACUAGUAAUACUAAUCAUGUCACUAGUAGGUAUUCUUCAAAUAAAUCUGAAGAUGGACUGGAUAAAUCUGUUAGCUUACUGCAAACCGUUCCAGGAUUAGCACAGAAACUGGAAUUAGAUGCUUGGUUAUCUUCAGAUAGUUCACAAAAACUGCAUGCCAACGGAGUAAAUAUUUCUUAUCGUAAGCAAAGACGUGCUGGUAAUAAUUUACACGUGGGUCCUGAAUUGCAAGUAACCCCCAUUCGAGGCGGAGAUAUGGGUAUGCAUUUCAAUUCAAAUAAUGAAGGUGAUGAGAAUGAAGAUUCUGAUCGUGUGCGACCUGUUGAAGGGGAAAUUAUCGAUAGUGAGUUAGCCAUACAAGGAGGCUAUCCAGUUGUAACUACUUCAGCUGCAGCUCCACCUAAGGAGAUCUGUUAUGUGUGUGGUAGUGGUGGUGGACAAAUGUUGUGUUGUGUAUCCUGUGCUGAGCCUUUUCAUUUUUAUUGUGUUGAACGUCAAUUCAGACCACGUAAAAAAGAAUAUUUUGUAUGUCGAAAUUGUACAACAUGUAAAGUCUGCCGUCGUCGAGCUGCUGAUUUGCGUUGUAUACACUGUUCCAGUGGUUAUCAUCCAGAUUGUUUAUCAGAUUUUCCACCAUCUCAAACUAGUCAAAGAGGGAGUUGGACUUGUCCAGAAUGUUCAGUUUGUCUGCAUUGUGGUGUUAAAGCAUGUAAACCAGCUGAAACCACUGAUGGUAGUGGUAGUACGUCUGUUUCAACAGUUCGAGGCAGUCAUACAGCCUGGUCACACGAAACAACCAAGUGUGCUGCAUGCAGUGAGGCUGAAUCUCGAGGUCAUGUUUGUCCAGAGUGUAAGCGGGUGUAUUUAUCAACCACCAAACAAAUGAUUCAGUGUGAUAGUUGCCGCCUUUGGAUGCAUAGAACUUGCACAAAGCUUACAGUUGAUGAAUAUGAAUUGAUUACCAGGAUUCCUGAUGGACAGUUGAGUAAAUUCGUUGUUACCUGUUCCGCAUGUCAAAAAGAACAAAGAUCUCAUCAAAAAUUCAAUGUUUCCCGUAAUAAUAAUAAUAAUAAUCCUAAUAAACAGAAUGACUUUGCACAACAAAGUACAACUGAUCUGAGUGAAGAUAGUGAGGAUAAUGAUGAAGCUGUGGAUUCUGCAGAUAGUGGUGCACAGCAAUUACGACUUUUAGCACAAGAAACACUUAUGGAAAGGAUGUCUGGUUUAAUACAAAGUUGUCGUAAAUCUAUUAGUAUUGACUACAAUGCUGGUACAUCAAUGAAUUCACCAUCUUCCGUUUUUUUCCAUAGUCCAACAGCUAGUUCUAUUGGGAAAUCUUCAGGAUUAUGGACUAAUGGAAUUAAUAAAGAUGAGCACACAACAACGGGACUGUGGGUUCCCCAGUCUGAUGGUGUGGUUGAGUCUGAUUCUGGAGACGAGCUGACUGCUGCAGUUGAAGCUGCUGCUUCCUUAUGGGAUCCUACAAUAGAGAUCUCUAAUCCUAUUUCUGCCAAUUCUGAUCAUUUAUCUUCAGUUACUAUAGACAGUCCCAUCCAUCCUGAUAAGACAUCAUGUGAAACUGUUCUUGACACUUUUAGUGCCUCAGGAAUUCCUUCAGAUACAGUCAGUGAGUUAUCCCAUUCAAUCUCACAACCUUUGCAAACAGAUAAUUCUUUGUUAACACCACCUGUGGAUUAUGUUAGAAACUUACAUAAUACAAUUGCAGAUGAAACAACACCUAUUUCCCAUAAUCAACCAUCUCAACUUACUGUUAAUACUUCAUUAUCUAAAAAUGAAUCUAACUUGGUACAUUCAGCUGCUUAUCCAAACCGUAGACGUUACAGUUCCUCGAGUUCAUCAAGUUCACGUCAAUUUGUUUUCCCAAAUCCACCAAUCAAUGCACACUGGCUUGUCGAUAAAGAAUCAGAGUCCAUCUGGACUACUCCUCGUUCGUUGCUUUAUCGUCUACUGAUAAGAAUUCUUCAACGUUUAUCUUUGCAUCCGGUCAGUUCUCCAACGGCUGUUGCAUUGAGAAGACUUCUUCGAUGGCUUUCCACUGUAACAGAGAGUCUCUUCCCAUGGCUUAGUAUUAAUGAAAUGGCUAGCGAUGUUCGUGAUGUUUUACGUCAACUUGAUGGUAAAUUCAGUGAAGUCAUGAAACAUUUCCAUGAGCGUGCUUUAAUUGAACUUCACGAAUUAAUUUGUCCAGUGAUAGCUAGACUGAAUGAAAAUUGUCCAUGUGUUCGAAAUCCAUCAUCUGGCCAAAUGGUUUCUAGUGUACAAAAUAUCACUGCAUGUUAUUCACGCAUUCAAGAACAUUUAAAAGAGCAUCAUCCAAAUUAUGAGUUGAAUGAUUCAACAGAAAUCAAUUCUUUAGAGUAUGCCAAACGAUAUUUGUCUGUAUGUAAACGUUCACGUUGUCAGCGUCCACAUGAAGUGGAAAUGUUAGAACAAAUGAAACAAACUGCUAGAGAUGAUCGAUGGAUUGAACAUUGGUCUUCAAUUGAAGAGAAAAUGGUCGUGGAAAAAUUUCAAACUCACUUACUAAAGUUGUACAAGUUACAUCUUCUGGAAUCCCAACAACUACCGGAAUCAAUUAUUCAAGCUAUCCUAGGUAAAAAGUGCGAAAUUCAGCCUAGUACUAGUCAGCCUUCUACUGCUAAUCUACAACAAAAUGAUUCUGAUGAUCGUGAAUCAACUCAAUGCGAUUCGGAAACUCCUGUAAAUAAUAAUAAUAAUACCGUCGAAUCAUCAUCAAAUCAAGAAAUCGUCAAUGAGUUGAAAGUGAAAACUGAAAACAUUGAUGAAGAUAUACCUGAUUCAAAUAUAGCUACACAAUCACAAUCUUUGGAAAAUGUUAAUGAUAAAAAACUACGCACUUAUUCACUUAGUGAUGCAGAACGUUUUUAUUUCGCUUUAGAGGAAUUCUGGAAUCAGGAUGAAUUAGUAAAGCAUAUUAUUUUUGGUAGUUUUGUUACAGUGCUUCAUUUUGUCGACAUGGAUAACGAUGUUGAUUUACACCUUAAGAUGUUUAAUGAUGUCCUGCAGGAACAAUUGAAUGAUAAUGAAGAUUUAAGGCGUUGUUUGUUAUGCGGUUACCAUGGAGACGAUAAUAUCGAAGGUCGUUUAUUGUAUACAGGAUCAGAUACUUGGGUCCAUGUGAAUUGUGCAUUAUGGUGUAAUGAUGUCUAUGAAGAAGAUUCUGGUGAGUUAAUUGGCUUAUCAGAUGCCAUCCGUCGAGGCCGUUCUAGCAAAUGUGCUGAUUGUGGCAAAUAUGGUGCCACUCUGUAUUGUUCAAAUAUGAAAACUGAUGUCUGCCCUCUAUCCAUAUUGGUCUCAUCAAAUGAUAACGAAUUAGAUUGUUUAGGAGCUGUACAUUUUUCCUGUGCCUUGAGACGACGCCCUCCGUUACCACGAUGCGUAUUUACUGCUGAUCGUUCUUGGUUCUGUUCUGAUGUGUGUCAUCAUACAGCCGUGAAUCGACGUCUAGCUGAAGCUUUACUUUCUUUGAAAAAGACAUCUAAGACAAAUCGUGAUCGGAAAUUUGGCUAUCCUGAAUCAUUGGAUGACCAGUCAUCUGAUGAAGAAAUGUCAGUUGAUGCAAUCGAUCCUGCUGAAUUCGUCGACCACCCGGCAUUCCCUUCAAUAGAACGAGCUGUUACUGAUGAUUUGGAGCCUAUUGGUCUGGGUGAUUUACUUGUUUGUCGUCGAGUAUUUGUUGCCUCUGAUUGUUUUGCUGCAUCCGUUUAUCCACAAUCGUUAAGUGGCGAUCUAAUUACAAAUGCUUUUCUUAUGAGUGAUGCAGAGCAUUCUGAAUUGAUGAGAGCAGCAAAAGAAGCUGUAACUAAACUUGCCGUCUCACCGUAUUCCCUUGCUUUCCUUCAAAAUAAUGGUCUUUCUGCAAAUAGUCUUGUCAUUACUAUAGGAGCUUUGCGAAUAGAUAGAUUAGGUGAAGUUCGAGAAGCAUCUGAUUCUUUGGCCAUGGCUAAAUGGAUUCCAGGAUCGUCUGAAGAACGUACUAAUAUCACAAGAAGUAAUUUCUUAUGUCCUAUAAAUUAUCGCGCAAGAAGAAUUUACUGGAGCUGUUCAAAACUUGAUUCUCGUGUUCCUUAUACUCUUCAUGUACGGCAAAACCAAGCAACACAUGCAUCGUCUGGUUAUAUGGAACCAAAUUCUACUCCACGUUUAUGUUCUAUUCUGAGCAGUAAUCCCAACAAAUCGAAUUCCUUAUUAAAAACGCCAAUAGUUAAUUCUACUAGCCAAACUUCAGGUCACAAGAAUCUUCGUCUAGUCUCUACUGAUAGCCGUGUAAACAUUCUGACACCAGUGAAUUAUAGAUCUCCACCGCAUACAUACACUUCAGGUAAUGUAAUUCAAAACAGUGUCAUCACUAGCAGUAAUAAUAAUAAUAGUAAUAACUAUUAUCAUCGUGUUAAAAACAAUACUAAUGCUUCGUCUUCAGUUCAAGAUGCUUCGAAAACUCUAACAGCUGUGUUGACUAACGCUCUGCCUAUAGUGACCUCUUCAGUCACACUCAUAAACACCAAUGAACCUACUGUUGUAAUGAGUCAUACUGGAGGUCAUAUUAUUAACAAUGCUACGUCUUAUUCAACGAUUGUACCAGUCAGCAAUAUCCAAUUUGUUAAUAGUUCUAUAAACACCAUUCCAACAAAUCAAAGGCAAAUGAUUCAGUCGCCUUUUGUAAAUAGUCAGAAUUCAUCUCUAAAAAUAGUAAAUACUGUCUCCCUUUGUGCUCAACCGAGUUCACAACAUAUUCAACAACAUCAGUUACCAACUCAGCAAUAUGUAGUCCCAAUUCAUAUUGCCUCUCAGACUCCAGGAAAGAUUACUAGCAAUGUGAUAACACUUAACAGUGGAAAUAAUAAAGAUUUGGGUUAUCGAAGGGGAGUCAAUCGAUUAAUAGCUCCUGCUAAUACACAAAUGAGAAUUAACAAUGUUAACAUGAUACCUGUUAAUAGACAUCAAUUACAAUCACAACAAAAUCACCAUAUACAAUUACAGCAAAUACAACAACAACAACAACCUCAUGUAAACACGUGUAUUGCGAAACCUAUCAUCUCACCAAAACCAUUUCCAUCAAAUAUAAUUCCAGUCUCAAAUUCAAUCAUCCCUGUACAUCCUCCUAGUGCUGUCACAUCCCAUUUCAGCACUGUAAAUUCUGUCCCAGUCAGUGUCAAUAUGAACAUAAAUAAACCUAUCGCUAUAUCUCAAAGUAAAAUAAAUAACUCCACAGUGAUACGUAUACAAGGUGUUCAUACUAAUCAAAGGCCUAGUGGAUUAUUAACUACACCAACUAAAGAUGUACAAUUAGCAACUCAGUUGGAUGGUUUAUUUCAAAACAUCUCUACUGUCAGAAGUCAGAAUAAUAAACCAAGGACUAGUGUGAUGCAGCAGUCGCAACCUCAACCUGGUUAUCGAUUACUUCCUCAAUUGGAUGGUACUGACAAUGAUAAUAAUGGGUCUGAUCAUGGAUCUAGUUCACUUCAUCGACGUUUGUAUAAAACCAGGUCAUCAUCUCUGGCAUCUGCUAGCAGUUCAUCGUCAUAUUCUGAUAGAGCUACUGUUUCUGGACGUAGUCGGUCACACUAUUUUGAUAAUCGUCUUGCUAAAAAUGAACUGUUGUGUAAAGCCAAUAAAACCAAUAGUACAGCCAGCAAUGUAUCUGUAUCUGCGAAACCAUUAAAACGACGAUGGGUAGAAGAUCGUAUUAGACAACAAGAAUUAGCUAAUUUAGUGUCAAAGGCUAAACAAGCCAACCAUGCUCGUCUCUAUCAGAAUGAAGUUGAAAAGCAUGCAAGAUCAUUUCGACUCAAUUUUUCAAUUGAUGGUGUUGUACGCUCAGCCAAUAAUCCAUUGGCUGCAUGGCGUUCCGUCCUAAUGCGUGUUUCAUCUCUGCGUGAAAAACAUGGUAUAAAACCGUUAAUUUGUACAGCUAUCGAUGGAUGGUCACAAUUCGGUCUAAGUCAUCGUUACGCAAUAUUUCUAAUUGAACAAAUGCGUGGGGCACUUCACUGUUAUCGGUAUAAAUUUCGAUAUCAUUGGCAAAAAAUUGACAGAUUACGUCAAAAGUUCACUCCUCCAGUCCCCUGUUCUGAAGGCUGUGCGCGUGCUGUUCCAUGGACUAAACCACGUCGCCCACUUGAUCAAGCUCGUGAUCCCCUUGAUUUUCUCCGCUGCAAAGCUAAUCCUCCUCCGCGGCCUUUAAUCGAUCCUGAGGCAGAAAAUGUACUCCCGUAUGAAGAUACAUGUCUUCCUAAUGUCAAUGAAUCACCUAAGUUAUUAUCGCCUAAUGAGCAAGCUGCUUGUCGAGAAGCUGCACGUCAAGCUGCCAUGUUAGUAGCAUCUCAACUGAAGCUACCUCAACGUUUGCGUAAAUCAUGUGUAGCUAAGGCUGUUGUACAGGCAACCGGUAUACCAUUACAAUCAUCACCUCCGAAGUCGUCAGCUAACAGUGAUGAAGCGGUUAAUUCUACUGAUCAGGUGUUUGGAUUAAGCUAUACAGAUGACGAAGACAGUUGCUCAGAAUCAUCGAAAUAUGAUGAUGGUGAAGAGGAGCCCGAAGAAGACGAGGAUAUGGGAACUGUUGCAAAUCAAUUCAGUAGACUGGUUUCAGGCCCAUUGGCUCGUUACUAUCAUGUAUCAGUACGUCCAUCUCGUAUACACGGUCGGGGAUUAUUUGCACUAAGAGAAUUUCGUGAAGAUGAAAUGGUUAUUGAAUAUACUGGCGAAUUAAUUCGUAGUGUUAUUUGUGAUGCACGUGAAAUAAAAUAUCGUGCAGCUGGUGUAGAUUGUUAUAUGUUUAGAAUAGAUCCAGAUUGGGUGAUUGAUGCUACAUACGCUGGAAAUGCUGCUCGAUUUAUUAAUCAUUCAUGUGAUCCUAAUUGUUAUGCUAAAGUUAUAUCAAUUGACGACAAGAAGCAUAUUGUUAUCUUAGCGCAAAGAAGGAUCUUUCCCGGUGAAGAAUUGACGUAUGAUUAUCGUUUUCCCAAGGAAUCUGAUAAAUUAAUUUGUAAUUGUGGGAGUUAUACGUGUAGAAAGUACUUAAAUUAAGAAGAGAAAAGGAAAAACAGUUUAUUUGGCAGCCUGUCUGUGUCAGUUUAUCGAUCUGUCUUUGUUAUAUUAUUAUUAUUUAUCUUCUGACUUUCUGAGUAUUUCACCCACUCGGGUUCCUGCUCCCCCCCUCCCCUCAGUAAAUUGAUCCUUUCAUACUGAACUUUCAGGAAAGGAAAUCAAAAUAGAAGAAGAUACAGUUGUGUUAAAUAUUAUAUAUACAUAUAUAUAUUUAUAUAAAAAUAGCAGUUUAUCUUUUGUGUACAAAAGUAAAGACUAGAUAGAUGACUUUUCUUUCUUUCUUUCCUUCUUUUUUGCUUUUAAUUUCUUUUGUUUUUUCAUACAGUUGUACUGAAUAAUAAAUACUAUUUAGUAGGCCAAGUAUCUAUAUGUGUUUAUGUAUGUAUGAGUGUGUAUGUAUCUGUGAAAAGAAAGAAUAUUUUGAUUUCUAUUGCAUUUUCCACUUGACUUUCUUUUGUUUUUUAAUAAGUACGAUUAUUAAAAUACUUAUUUCAUGAUGCUCUUCUUAUUUGACGUAUUGUUUAAUUUCUUUUUGGUGUAUCAUUAUUUUUAUGAUUACUGUCUUCUUUUUUUCUUUGUUUAUAAUAACAUACUACUUUUACUGUCAUGUUAGUAGUAGUAGUAGUAAUAAUAGUACCAAUGGUCGUCUCUGCCUUCUCUGUAUUUUACCCUCCUACUUCUCCUCCUAUUUGUUGUUAUUUGCUGACCACCACCAACCAACCUCCUGUAUAAACACUGAUUGAUCAGUUGCGUAGGUAUAUAUGUUGUAAUGAAUAUGUAUUAUAUUUAAAUCAUCUUGAUGGCGUAUAUUAGUUUAAAAUUACUUAUGGUCAUAUAUAUAAUAUACAUAUAAUGUGUUAUUCCUCCCCUUAUCUAUCUUUUUCUUUCUUUUGCUUUUUGUAAAAGAUGUGUAUAGAUGAAAUCUUUAAGUAUUUGUUCUUAUUUUCAUUCCAUUCUAUAUAUAUUAUCCUUAUCUAUCUUAUCUUACGUAUGUAUACGUAUCCUUUAGAGAAUAAGUUAACUGUCUAUUCAUUAUUCAUUGUUUAAUGUAUAUGCUUUUAAAUCACUUCAUAUAUAUAUAGGCAUAAUUGUAACAUUUUUUUCUAUGUGAUUAUUAUUAUUAUUAUUCAGAAUAAAUAAGUAAAGAGCAAAG
This is a messenger RNA of Trichobilharzia regenti, 10768 nucleotides long. The record is from the annotation of a GenBank genome assembly. Lineage: Eukaryota; Metazoa; Platyhelminthes; Trematoda; Strigeidida; Schistosomatidae.